Molecule: messenger RNA, 2350 nt
Organism: Jaculus jaculus (lesser Egyptian jerboa)
Lineage: Eukaryota; Metazoa; Chordata; Mammalia; Rodentia; Dipodidae
Gene: Spry2
Product: sprouty RTK signaling antagonist 2
Exons: 2
Coding region: 593-1540 (315 amino acids)
Biological process (GO): negative regulation of Ras protein signal transduction; negative regulation of fibroblast growth factor receptor signaling pathway; multicellular organism development
Cellular component (GO): membrane; cytosol
Source: RefSeq, a predicted model, not a curated record
UCCCCAGCCCGGUCUCCAGCAGCACCGCGCGCGAGCGCGCCGCCUCCGCACCGCACCGCCGGGCCAUCUGCCUUUUUAGCCUCUUUGUAAGGCCGGUUCUUUGCUCAUUCGUUCAGCAGCCAGGAAAAAAAAAUUAUAUAUAUAUAUAUAUAUAUAGUAAUAAUAAAAGAAAGAAACUCGCCGUUGGCGCUUCGGCCUCUUGUUCAUUGAGAAAAAGAGAGAGGAGAGGAAAUACUCCGCGUGCGCUUCUGGAACGGGGGUCGUCUCUAAGCCCCGAAUCCCGGAGUGUUCCACCAGGAGUUUGGCUCUGAAUCCCCUCACACCCCCCCCCUACACACACACAUCCCCGCGGCCUUUUUUUUUUUCUUUUUUUUUUUUAAACUCCACUUCGCCGAUCGCUCGCAAGUCGGACCGAAGCAAGAGUUUGGAAAAGCAAGAAAAGGGAAAAACUUUGCAUCGGCUCUUGGAUUUAUUUGCACAUCGCAAGAAGAAGAAGAGAAUCCAAAAAGGAGAGAGGGGUUGGUGCAAAGCCGCGACCACGGAGUUCAGAUGUGUUCUAAGCCUGCUGGAGUGAACACACUGCCAAGACCUGAUGGAGGCCAGAGCUCAGAGUGGCAACGGGUCGCAGCCUUUGCUGCAGGCGCCCCAUGACAGUGGCAGGCAGCGUGGUGAGCCAGACCCCAGAGAUGCCCUCGCCCAGCAGGUACAUGUGUUAUCUCUGGAUCAGAUCAGAGCCAUCCGAAACACCAAUGAGUACACUGAGGGACCUACUGUGCUCCCGAGACCUGGGCUCAAGACUGCUCCUCGCCCCUCCAGCCAGCACAAGCAUGAGAGACUCCACAGUCUGCCAGAGCACCGGCAACCCCCCAGGCCUCAGCACCCACAGGUCCAUUCUUCUACAAGGGCCCCUCUGUCCAGGUCCAUCAGCAUGGUCAGCUCAGGGUCACGGAGCAGUCCAAGGACAAGUACCAGCAGCAGUUCCUCGGAACAGAGGUUGUUAGGACCAUCCUUCUCCCCUGGGCUCGUUGCUGAUGGCAUAAUCCGGGUGCAGCCUAAGUCGGAGCUCAAGCCGGGUGAGCUGAAACCACUGAGCAAGGAAGACUUGGGUCUGCACGCCUACCGGUGCGAGGACUGCGGCAAGUGCAAGUGUAAGGAGUGCACCUACCCGAGGCCACUGCCAUCAGACUGGAUCUGUGACAAGCAGUGCCUUUGCUCGGCCCAGAACGUCAUUGACUAUGGGACUUGUGUGUGCUGUGUGAAAGGCGUCUUCUACCACUGCUCCAACGACGAUGAGGACAACUGUGCUGACAACCCCUGUUCCUGCAGCCAGUCUCACUGUUGUACACGAUGGUCCGCCAUGGGUGUCAUGUCCCUCUUUUUGCCUUGUUUAUGGUGUUACCUUCCAGCCAAGGGUUGCCUUAAAUUGUGCCAGGGGUGUUAUGACCGGGUGAAUAGGCCUGGGUGCCGUUGUAAAAACUCUAACACAGUUUGCUGCAAGGUUCCCACUGUCCCCCCCAGGAACUUUGAGAAACCAUCAUAGCAUUAUUAAUCAGGAAUAGUACAGUAAUAAGGAUUGUGUUCCUUUUUUUUUUUUUUAUUUUUAACACACAUAUGCAACCAACUAAACAGUUGUAAUCUUGGCACUGUUAAUAGAGGGUUGGGGUAAAUUUGCUGUUUGCAGUGAGAUGCUUUUAUUGUCCGUGUGCCAUUUUAACUGAUGUGCUUGUUAGAACUCAGCUAAUGGAGCAGAGGAAGGGAGACAAAACUUGGGAGACCCAUAUAUUGCAUAAGCUAAAGCAACAAGACACUCCUAGGCGAACUUCUUUUGUUGUUGUUUGUGAAUAGUUCUUGCAAAAUUUGUAAAUUAGUAAAUGACAUUUUUCCAUUGUUUUCUCCAGAGAUAAUGUGCUAUAUUUUUGUAUAUACAAUAAUAUUUGCAACUGUGAAAAACAUACGGCCUGGCACGGUCACACAAUAUUAUACUAAUAUGUUGUACAUUCGGAAGAAUGUGAAUCAAUCAUUAUGUUUUUUAGAUUGUAUUUUGCCUUACAAGAAGCCUUUAUUGUAAGACUGAUUUCCCUUUGGACUUCAUGUAUAUUGUACAGUUACAGUAAAAUUCAACCUUUAUUUUCUAAUUUUUUUCAACAUAUUGUUUAGUGUAAAGAAUAUUUAUUUGAAGUUUUAUUAUUUUAUAAAAAAGAAUAUUUAUUUUAAGAGGCAUCUUAUAAAUUUUGCCCCUUUUAUGAGGACAUGAUAGUUGCUGCAAAUGAGGGGGUUACAGAUGCAUAUGUUCAAUAUAAAAUAGAAAAUAUAUUAACGUUUGAAAUUAAACAGCUUGUUUUAUCUUCUU